CAAGGUUUACACGAACACCGGUUGAUCAGACAGGGGUCUCUGGCGGAGUUGCAUCUUUCAUUUGCCAAGCUACAGGAGACCCAAGACCUAAAAUUGUCUGGAACAAAAAAGGAAAGAAAGUCAGCAAUCAGAGAUUUGAGGUAAUAGAGUUUGACGAUGGAUCUGGAUCAGUUCUCAGAAUACAACCCUUACGGACUCCUCGGGAUGAGGCUGUUUACGAAUGUGUGGCCUCGAAUAAAGUGGAUGAAAUCAUUGUCUCCACCAGGCUCACAGUUUUGCGUGAGGACCAAAUUCCCAGGGGCUUCCCUACCAUUGACAUGGGCCCACAGCUGAAGGUGGUGGAGCGUACACGCACUGCCACCAUGCUUUGUGCAGCCAGUGGUAAUCCGGAUCCAGAAAUCACUUGGUUCAAAGAUUUCUUACCUGUCGACACAAGCAACAACAAUGGUCGUAUUAAGCAGUUACGAUCAGAAUCCAUUGGAGCCCUUCAGAUCGAACAGAGUGAAGAAUCUGACCAAGGAAAAUAUGAGUGUGUUGCCACCAACAGCGCGGGCACUCGCUAUUCUGCCCCUGCCAAUUUAUAUGUCAGAGAGCUGCGAGAAGUUCGCCGUGUCCCACCAAGAUUCUCUAUCCCACCCACUAAUCAUGAAAUCAUGCCAGGUGGAAGUGUUAAUAUCACCUGUGUGGCAGUGGGGUCACCAAUGCCUUAUGUGAAGUGGAUGUUGGGGGCAGAAGAUCUGACACCUGAAGAUGAUAUGCCAAUAGGAAGAAAUGUCCUAGAACUGAAUGAUGUCAGACAGUCAGCAAAUUACACCUGUGUUGCUAUGUCCACACUGGGUGUCAUUGAAGCAAUAGCACAGAUCACUGUCAAAGCCUUACCCAAACCUCCAGGAACUCCAGUAGUGACAGAGAGCACAGCCACGAGCAUCACACUGACGUGGGACUCUGGGAACCCUGAGCCUGUCUCUUACUACAUCAUUCAGCAUAAACCUAAAAAUUCUGAGGAACCUUACAAAGAAAUUGAUGGGGUGGCAACCACACGCUACAGUGUUGCUGGACUAAGCCCCUACUCGGAUUAUGAAUUCAGGGUUGUUGCUGUCAAUAACAUUGGGCGUGGACCUCCCAGUGAGCCUGUGCUAACACAGACCUCAGAGCAAGCACCAUCCAGUGCCCCAAGGGAUGUACAGGCACGGAUGUUGAGCUCAACCACCAUUUUGGUGCAGUGGAAGGAACCUGAGGAGCCAAAUGGACAGAUCCAAGGGUACAGAGUUUAUUACACAAUGGAUCCUACUCAGCAUGUCAACAACUGGAUGAAACACAAUGUAGCUGACAGCCAAAUCACUACUAUUGGCAACUUAGUGCCCCAGAAAACAUACUCUGUCAAAGUCCUGGCUUUUACCUCAAUUGGAGAUGGUCCUCUUUCAAGCGACAUACAAGUCAUCACUCAGACAGGAGUACCAGGACAGCCACUGAACUUCAAAGCAGAACCUGAGUCUGAAACAAGCAUUUUGCUGUCCUGGACACCUCCACGUUCUGAUACCAUCGCCAGCUAUGAACUGGUCUACAAGGAUGGAGAGCACGGUGAGGAGCAACGAAUUACCAUCGAGCCAGGGACAUCAUACAGGCUACAGGGGUUGAGACCAAACAGCCUGUACUACUUCCGUCUGUCUGCACGCUCUCCUCAAGGCCUCGGUGCUUCGACGGCUGAAAUAUCAGCCAGAACCAUGCAAUCAAAGCCGUCAGCUCCUCCUCAAGACAUUAGUUGCACCAGCCCAAGUUCCACUAGUAUUUUGGUAAGUUGGCAACCUCCACCAGUGGAAAAACAGAAUGGCAUUAUUACUGAAUACUCCAUCAAGUAUACUGCAGUGGAUGGGGAAGAUGACAAGCCUCACGAGGUUUUGGGAAUUCCUUCGGACACUACCAAAUACCUUUUGGAACAGCUGGAAAAAUGGACUGAAUACCGGAUCACUGUGACUGCCCACACAGAUGUCGGCCCUGGCCCUGAGAGCUUAUCCGUGUUGAUUCGAACGGAUGAAGAUGUUCCUAGUGGUCCUCCUCGAAAAGUCGAGGUAGAGGCUGUCAACUCAACAUCUGUUAAAGUCUCAUGGCGCUCACCUGUGCCCAAUAAACAGCAUGGCCAGAUAAGAGGAUACCAGGUCCAUUAUGUGAGGAUGGAAAAUGGUGAGCCCAAGGGCCAGCCCAUGCUGAAGGAUGUCAUGCUGGCAGAUGCACAGUGGGAAUUUGAUGAUACUACUGAACAUGACAUGAUCAUAUCUGGGCUACAGCCUGAAACUUCCUACUCCCUCACAGUCACAGCCUACACCACUAAAGGAGAUGGUGCUCGCAGCAAGCCCAAACUGGUGUCCACCACUGGGGCAGUUCCAGGGAAACCCCGACUUGUGAUCAACCACACACAGAUGAACACAGCUCUCAUUCAGUGGCACCCCCCUGUGGACACAUUUGGACCUCUUCAGGGCUACCGUCUAAAAUUUGGCCGCAAGGAUAUGGAGCCUCUCACUACUCUCGAGUUCUCUGAAAAAGAAGAUCAUUUUACAGCUACAGACAUCCACAAAGGAGCAUCCUACAUCUUCAGGCUGUCCGCCAGAAACAAAGUGGGCUUUGGGGAGGAGAUGGUGAAAGAGAUUUCUGUUCCUGAAGAAGCACCAACUGGAUUCCCUCAAAACCUCCACUCAGAAGGCACCACCUCAACCUCCGUCCAGUUAUCCUGGCAGCCACCUGUCUUGGCAGAGAGAAAUGGCAUUAUCACCAAGUAUACCGUUCUCUAUAGGGAUAUCAACAUCCCCCUUCUUCCAAUGGAGCAACUCAUUGUUCCAGCUGACACCUCUAUGACACUCACUGGCUUAAAACCAGAUACCACUUACGAUGUAAAAGUACGUGCUCACACGAGCAAAGGGCCCGGGCCAUAUAGUCCCAGUGUCCAGUUCAGGACACUGCCUGUGGAUCAAGUGUUUGCAAAAAAUUUUCAUGUCAAAGCAGUAAUGAAGACUUCAGUAUUGCUGUCUUGGGAGAUUCCAGAGAAUUAUAAUUCCGCCAUGCCUUUCAAAAUUCUUUAUGACGAUGGGAAAAUGGUAGAAGAAGUGGAUGGCCGAGCCACACAGAAGUUAAUUGUCAACCUGAAGCCUGAGAAGUCAUACUCCUUCGUGCUGACGAAUCGUGGAAACAGCGCUGGUGGGCUGCAGCACAGGGUAACAGCGAAGACGGCACCAGAUGUGCUCCGCACCAAGCCUGCCUUCAUCGGCAAGACCAACCUGGAUGGCAUGAUUACGGUGCAAUUGCCUGAAGUUCCUGCAAAUGAAAAUAUAAAAGGAUACUACAUAAUAAUUGUGCCUUUGAAGAAAUCUCGUGGGAAAUUUAUCAAGCCAUGGGAGAGUCCAGAUGAAAUGGAAUUAGAUGAGCUGCUUAAGGAGAUAUCUAGGAAACGCAGAAGCAUCCGUUACGGGAGAGAAGUUGAAUUAAAGCCAUAUAUUGCCGCUCACUUUGAUGUCCUUCCCACUGAGUUCACCCUGGGGGAUGACAAACAUUAUGGCGGAUUUACAAACAAGCAGCUCCAAAGUGGUCAAGAAUAUGUCUUCUUCGUGUUAGCAGUGAUGGAGCAUGCAGAGUCUAAGAUGUAUGCAACCAGCCCCUACUCUGACCCUGUUGUGUCGAUGGAUCUGGAUCCACAGCCCAUCACAGAUGAAGAAGAAGGCUUGAUCUGGGUCGUAGGUCCUGUCCUUGCAGUAGUCUUUAUCAUCUGCAUUGUCAUUGCUAUUCUCCUUUAUAAAAGGAAGAGGGCAGAGUCUGAAUCUAGAAAGAGCAGCAUACCGAACAGUAAGGAGGUCCCUUCACACCAUCCAACAGACCCAGUAGAACUGAGACGGCUUAACUUUCAAACACCAGGUAUGGCUAGCCAUCCUCCAAUACCUAUCUUGGAACUUGCAGAUCACAUUGAAAGGUUGAAAGCAAAUGACAACUUGAAGUUUUCCCAGGAAUAUGAGUCAAUUGAUCCUGGCCAGCAGUUCACAUGGGAACAUUCAAAUUUGGAAGUAAACAAACCAAAGAAUAGAUAUGCAAAUGUAAUUGCAUAUGAUCAUUCCCGUGUUCUCCUAUCAGCAAUAGAAGGCAUCCCAGGAAGUGACUAUGUGAAUGCCAACUACAUAGAUGGCUAUAGGAAGCAAAACGCCUACAUCGCCACACAGGGAUCCCUUCCUGAAACAUUUGGGGACUUUUGGAGAAUGAUAUGGGAGCAGCGGAGUGCCACCGUUGUCAUGAUGACAAAGCUAGAAGAAAGAUCCAGGGUGAAGUGUGACCAGUAUUGGCCCAGCAGAGGCACAGAAACCCACGGACUGGUCCAGGUGACACUGCUCGAUACCGUGGAGCUGGCCACGUACUGUGUUAGAACAUUUGCACUUUACAAGAAUGGUUCCAGCGAGAAGAGAGAAGUGAGACAAUUCCAGUUCACCGCCUGGCCAGAUCACGGUGUUCCGGAGCACCCCACACCUUUUCUAGCUUUCUUACGGAGAGUCAAAACCUGUAACCCUCCUGAUGCAGGUCCGAUGGUUGUGCAUUGCAGUGCGGGAGUUGGCCGGACUGGUUGUUUCAUCGUAAUAGAUGCCAUGUUAGAAAGAAUAAAGCAUGAAAAAACUGUAGAUAUUUAUGGCCAUGUAACUUUAAUGAGAGCCCAGAGGAAUUACAUGGUUCAAACAGAGGACCAGUACAUCUUUAUCCACGAUGCACUGUUGGAAGCAGUGACUUGUGGAAAUACCGAAGUGCCAGCCAGAAACUUGUAUGCCUACAUCCAGAAGCUGACACAAAUAGAAACAGGCGAGAAUGUCACAGGCAUGGAACUCGAGUUCAAGCGUCUAGCCAGCUCAAAAGCUCACACCUCAAGAUUCAUCAGUGCCAAUCUUCCAUGUAAUAAAUUCAAAAAUCGCCUUGUUAAUAUUAUGCCAUAUGAAUCCACAAGGGUAUGUCUGCAGCCUAUCCGAGGAGUAGAAGGAUCUGAUUACAUCAAUGCCAGUUUUAUUGAUGGAUACAGACAACAGAAAGCUUACAUUGCUACCCAGGGACCCUUGGCAGAGACCACUGAAGACUUCUGGCGGAUGCUGUGGGAACACAAUUCCACCAUUGUUGUGAUGCUCACCAAGUUGCGUGAAAUGGGCAGGGAGAAAUGCCACCAAUACUGGCCAGCAGAACGAUCUGCAAGAUACCAGUAUUUUGUUGUAGAUCCCAUGGCUGAGUACAACAUGCCACAGUAUAUCCUAAGAGAAUUCAAGGUCACGGAUGCCAGGGACGGCCAGUCCCGAACAGUGAGGCAGUUCCAGUUCACUGACUGGCCAGAGCAAGGAGUGCCAAAGUCUGGAGAAGGAUUUAUUGACUUCAUUGGCCAAGUCCAUAAAACAAAAGAACAGUUUGGCCAAGAUGGACCCAUUUCAGUCCAUUGCAGCGCGGGCGUUGGAAGAACUGGUGUCUUCAUAACUCUGAGCAUUGUUUUGGAAAGAAUGAGAUAUGAAGGCGUUGUAGAUAUCUUCCAGACCGUCAAAAUGUUAAGAACACAACGGCCAGCUAUGGUACAGACAGAGGAUCAGUACCAGUUUUGCUACCGAGCCGCACUAGAGUACCUGGGCAGCUUUGAUCACUAUGCAACGUAGAAACCCCUGACCCUUUCAGGAUUUUUACUACAGGCCCUUCGCUAUCCAUGGAGUCUCUUCUGAGCCAUACAGGGCACUUGAGAAGUCCUUCUUAACUUCUAGCUAACAACCACUUAGUGGGACUAUUACA
Marmota flaviventris (yellow-bellied marmot) is the source of this 5781-nucleotide messenger RNA. The record is from RefSeq and is a predicted model, not a curated record. NCBI's taxonomy places the organism in Eukaryota, Metazoa, Chordata, Mammalia, Rodentia, Sciuridae.